This is a messenger RNA of Carassius auratus (goldfish), 1075 nucleotides long. RefSeq lists its product as uncharacterized. The transcript is spliced from 8 exons. The record is from RefSeq and is a predicted model, not a curated record. Bases 122 to 1075 code for a protein of 317 amino acids. Lineage: Eukaryota; Metazoa; Chordata; Actinopteri; Cypriniformes; Cyprinidae.
GUUGCAUUUUAUGUGAAUGCAACUUAUAUUGUUUUCUUUCUACAGGAGCAAAAUUCAGAAAUAGAAAGUGCUGUAAGGAAUCUGCUUAGCUGCAUCCGAAGGCAUAGCAGCCCUCAAGCAGAUGGAAAUCCCAACAGUUCUCCCACCGUGGCACCUCAGCCUGGUACUAGUGCUUCCUUUGGGGUUGGCCAGGCUGUUAGUAGGCCAAACACAGUUCAGCAAGAAAUGCAAAGAUAACCAAAGUACUUCUUCAGGAGUACCCAAAGUUGCAAAACUUAAGAGGUGGUUGGCUGCUCCAAAAAGCCUCAGGGGCAGUGGACAAAGGAAAACAACAUCUCUGGCCCAGGAUUCCCAGGGCUACACAGCAAAAAUAUUGAAGACGUCCUCUAACAAUGGGAAGAAUGGCAUCUACAUCAUCCCCCUCCAAGAAGAAAUCGAUAUAACCCAGUUGCCAUAUAAUGCACCUGAAUUUCAUAACAUGCCCAAAAACAUCUGCAUGACCUGUGGUAUAUCAGUCCCAUUACAGUUGCUGCCAUGUCACCUUGAGGAUUGUCAAAGUAAUAAUGCGAUAGAAUCUGAAUCUGACAAGGAAAAAGAAACUGAAGAGGCCCAUGGACUGAGCCAUGAGUCAGAUGUAAUUUGUCUGGAUGCCUGUCCGAUAUGUGGAGAAGAAUUUUCUGCAGAAGUGAUGCCUUACCAUGCCAGUACAUGUGGAGAAAGUUUCCCUGAGACUUUCCCCUCGAUUAUGGAUGGAAACUCUGUUGAUGAAACUGCCUCAUUACCAUCCCAAAGCACUGCUUUCCAACUUGAUCCUGAUCAUUUAACACCUGGGCCAUCAGUUUCAGCUGAAAGUGCACCUUCAAUGUGUGAUGAUUGGAAGAGGAUUGAGCUUCCAGAAAGGGCAGCUAUACAGUACAGGCGGUGUGCACUUCGACAAAAAGAAGAUGAGCCCCCACUGAAAGUACGAAUUGAUAUUAGAGAAGACAUGGAGGACCAGGAGGGGAGAAUAAUACAUUUUUACAAAAAACCAAACAUCCUGUCCCAUUGGAUUUUGUCAUACACUAUAUUCCUUUAA